UACUUAAGUAGUACUUUAAAGUAUUUUUACUUAAGUACUUUAAACCACUGGCCAAAAGUGGAUAGGCCACUGUGGAGUGGAUUUACAAAGUAUUUAAACACGUCACGUCAACACGUCAAUGGCAUGAGGCAGGGCAAAGUUUCAAGUCUAGGACAAAUGGAGCAGUGGAUAUGAAGGUUUAACCCCUCGAUCACACCUACAACAUCAUUCCAUUUUGGUACACCAGAAGUACCUUAAUUUCCGAUGGAAUGCCGUGUUUGCUUUGCAGCAGCAUUGCAUUGCAGAGGCGUUGACUGUGUGGUGCAUACCUUGGAUUUUUGUUGCACACAUGUCCAGAUGAUGAUGCUUACCAUUUUGCUCAAUGACAAUUUUGUGUGACUGCCUCUGCGAUGCAAUGCUGCAAGGCAAACACAGCGCUCCAUUGGAAAUGAAUGUACUUCUGGCGUACCAAAAUGCAAUGAUGCUGUAGGUGUGAUUGAGAUGUCCGCCGCUCCAGUUGUCCUAGAGACUUCAAACUUCGUAUGUAGGCGUCUUUCCUCAUGCUGAACAAAUUUGUCUCAAGCUCCCAUAAGGUCCAUCAGGAUAGAUUGUCAGACAUGCAUUUAGGUUAUGUACCCAGUAGGUCCCUCAGAUCCUCUGGUACUGGCCUUUCAACUAUCCUAAAGCCUAGGACCAAGAGGCAAGGAGAGGCAGCCUUUAGGUAUUAUGCCCCCAGCCUCUGGAAUAGCCUGCCAGAGAACCUGAGGGAGGCCGAAACUGUGGACAUAUCUAAAAGAGAUAUUAAAACACACCUUUUUAGAUGAGCUUUUCUUUAAAGUGCUUUUUAGUCAUUUUUAUUGUAAUUAUUUAGUUUUUUUAUCCUCUUAUGUUUGUUGUGUAGUAAAUAUUUGUAUUUGUUUUUUCCUGUGAAGGACAUUGGGUUGCAUUCCAUGUCUGAAAUGUGCUGUAUGAAUAAAGUUUGAUUUGAUUUCACACUGUAGGUGUGAUCAAGGCAUAGAUGAAGUGAGACUGCUUAUAACAGCACCACCUAUAGGCCAAUCAGUGCCAUUCUGUUUGGCCAAGUUACUCAUGGCAUCUUGUUUCUGUGUGUCAAAUUAGAUGUAUUUUUCUCACUAAUGUAUGCUUGACUUAUUUGACCAUGCUUCACUGUGAACCCCUAAUUAUUCUAUAACCACAGCUUGGGCACACACACAUAGUCUAUACCUUUAACAUUAUAUAUACACUGUGGAGCUCCAAGGACUCGGGGUUAUGGCAUCCAGAUUCCGCGUUCAGCUAGUCAACUAGCAGUGGUGGAAAAGUACCCAAUUGUCAUACUUGAGUAAAAGUAAACAUAUCGUAAUAGAAAAUGACUCAAGUAAAAGUGAAAGUCACCCAGUAAAAUACUACUUCAGUAAAGUCUAAAAGUAUUUGAUUUUAAAUAUACUUAAGUAUAAAAAGAAAAUGGAAUUAAGUAUCAAAAGUAAAAGUAUAAAUUAAAAGUAUACAUUUCAAAGUCCUUAUAUUAUGCAAACCAGAUGGCAAAAUGUUCUCCUUUUUAAAAAAUUGAUGGAUAACAUGGGGCAAACUCCAACACUCAGACAUACAGUAAUUUAAAAACAAAGAAUUUGUGUUUAGUGAGUCUGCCAGAUCAGAAGCAGUAGGGAUGACCAGGGAUUUUCUCUUGAUAAGUGUGUCAAUUGUACCAUUUCCCUGUCAAAAUGUAAUGAGUACUUUUGGGUGUAAGGGAAAAUGUGUGGAGUAAAAAGUACAUUCUUUUCUUUAGGAAUGUAGUGAAGUAAAAGUUGUCAAAAAUAUAAAUAGUAAUGUAAAGCACAGAUACCCGAAAAAAGGACUUAAGUAGUACUUUAAAGUAUUUUUACUUAUAUACUUUACACCACUGUUAACUAGUAUAACUUGUGAUUGACUCUACAAUGUGAAAAACAUUACAUGGAUGAUGGAAUACAACUGAAAGAGAUGGUUGUCUGAAAUGUUUACGUGAAAUUAACAAAUGUUAGAUCAGCUUUAAUAGGAUAUGAUGAAACAGAAUGUGACAUAAGGGGUUAUAAAUGGGAAUUUAGAUCAUUUUACAGCAUAUGACAUACAUUUUACCCACACAGUAUAUAAAAAUGUUCACUUCUGCAUUUGCAAAUAUCUGUAUCAGCAAAAAAUACACUUUUUAAGAGUAAUACUUUGUAGUUACUGUGUUUGUUUUUAUUCUGUUUGAGGUAUUGAUAUUGAGGUUCAAACCAGAGUUUCUGACACUGUUGACACAAUCAAGUCACGUGUGCCUAAAGUCUGUUUCAUUCAGAACUUUUUGUACUUUUGAUAAGAGAUUCUGGUACAAGCCAUGCACUGAAACCACGUUCUCGACACUCCUAAAUUCGUCAUACACUCAUGUAUUACACAUAUAGUCUCAUAUCUUUCCCUCCAAUUGAUUCUGUCUAUUAAAAAUAGUAAAUAAUUGACUUCAGCUCCCCAGGAGCAGGGAUGGAGAGUUGGAGACCACUUAUUUUAUACCUCAGUACAUUGCCCUCUACAUGUUAGUUCAUAGUAAAAGUUGCCAGUUCUGUUUUGCCCUAUUUAAUGGUCACUACAGAAAUAAUGUAUUUUUAAUGGGCAGGUUUGCAUGGGCAGGGCAGGUUCGCUCUCAGUCUGUUCUUUCUGAUAAGGUGUGUUUGUUAACCUUCUCACUCUACUACUUGACUCUGUAACAGUUCCAUAUUCCUGGUAUCCAUUCACCUCACUCCAUCGCUGCAAGACAAUGAAGGAUACACACACCCUGCUCAAUCUACUUCUGCUGUUUGUGUACCUUGCAGGAUCAGCUGUGACCACUGAUGGAGGGAAGGACAGUCCCAAUGGUCCCUUGGAACUAACCAUUUUGGGACCUGACUUUGUGACUGUGGGCGUGCCAUGCAGUUUUGACUGUUCCGCCCAGUGCUCUCCUUCCUGUAGCUACAGAAUGAGUAUCGACGGGCAGAUUGGGCAGGGGAACGAAGUGUUCUUCACAGCUCGCCAAUGGGAGGAGUCCCUAAACCUCACAUGCACUGCAAGGAAUGAUGACUCUGGGAGGUCCUCUACAGUAACAAAGAUACUGCAGGUUUUAGCUGGACCAAGCAAUGUAUUGAUCACAAGCCCUGACUUGAUGACCCCAGGGGCCCCACAAAGCUUCAAGUGUAACGCCGACUGUCGUCCCUCCUGCAACUACACUUGGGGGAUAAAGGGCCGAUGGCUCGGGGGGCAGGGGAACGAGAUUACCGUAACUCCCGAAGAGUUGGCCACCUCUGUUACCCUGAACUGCAAGGCCAUCAACAGUGUGUCUGGGCUCUAUGCCAUGGCCACCAGGACAAUACCUGUAACAUCUGGUCCAUCAGAGGUCCACGUCAUUGGUCAAGACUCUGUUGCAGUUGGCUUCAAGUCCAAGUUUCGGUGCACUGCCAAAUGCAUUCCUGCUUGUGACUACUGGUGGAUCGUUGAUGGUCACACUGUUUAUGGCAGUGAGAUGGAGAUGACGGUCGAGCGACAUGUGAAGUCAGAGAAGAUUAAGUGCUACGCUCAGAAUACGGUCUCAAUGAAUUUUGACUUGGCAACCAAGACCGUACGGGUGGGAGAUGAUGGAAAAUCCAUGGCCACACAGGCUAAACAGACUAUAGACCUGCUUCUGUUUGCCUUUACACUCUCACUCUACACUGUAAUAUCACCGUAAUCCAGGAGAGGGCCGUUUUGUACAAGGAAGUAAGCUGUUCUCCACACGCACAUCUGAAUCAUUUGAAAACAUGUCAGCAUUAUUACAAACAGUGCCUUCCAUAUCAGGAUGUUAAGAAUAUUUGCUGAUGAUAAGUGGAGUGGAAAGGCUUGGCUGAAUCUUUCAAUAUUAAAGCACUACGUGUGUGCAAGCAUCAUCACGUGUAUACCCUAUUUGGAAUAAAUAUUUAAUAAAGACAAAUUUACAUGAA
This is a messenger RNA of Oncorhynchus nerka (sockeye salmon), 3932 nucleotides long. RefSeq lists its product as uncharacterized. Gene Ontology annotation, molecular function: protein tyrosine kinase binding. Gene Ontology annotation, cellular component: cell surface; plasma membrane. The transcript is spliced from 6 exons. Bases 2741 to 3682 code for a protein of 313 amino acids. Lineage: Eukaryota; Metazoa; Chordata; Actinopteri; Salmoniformes; Salmonidae. Gene Ontology annotation, biological process: signal transduction; regulation of immune system process. The record is from RefSeq and is a predicted model, not a curated record.